Owenia fusiformis is the source of this 6368-nucleotide messenger RNA. The record is from the annotation of a GenBank genome assembly. Lineage: Eukaryota; Metazoa; Annelida; Polychaeta; Sabellida; Oweniidae.
UUGAAGCCUCAUAACAGUAGACAAGUGGCACAAGUGGCCUCUACUUGGCUAGACUUUAUAUGUAAGUAUAAUACAUGGAUCAUAUCCCUACAUUGGCUGCCAAAUGAUGCCAGUUGGUUUGAUUUGAAGCCUCAUAACAGUAGACAAGUGGCACAAGUGGCCUCUACUUGGCUAGACUUUAUAUCUGAGGAGAGUGUGUGUGAUUGUAUCCACCUGUUGAGCCUGCUGCCAAAGGAAUGCACACCAAAAUGGAGAGUACACGUCUUCAAAAUGACCCUGACUGAUACUAGGGCAAAUGUUCGCAUGGCGGGAAUCAAGGCUUUCCCAUUGAUCUUACAUCUUCUAGGACCCAAUGCUAAUCAUCUGGUCUACGAUUUACUCCACAACCUAAUGACAGAUAAGUCACCAGUUGUCUUAUCAGCUCUAGCCACUAUUGCGGGCCCCUUAGCAUGUGUUGUAUCAAGGAAGGCUGUACUCCAGAGACCCCUUAGCUGCAAAGAUGGAAAGAUUUAUUGCAACAUUUCACUGAUAUGUUUGUGUUGUGAGGAAAAUUCAGAUGGGUCCAAUGUGUCCAGUCCUCGAGCAAGACCUAAACUAGUAGACCCAGCAAUGUUUUUGCCAUUUCUACAACUACUCACUGCUACCAGAGACAUAAAAUUAGGCCUCACGCAAAGUCUGUCUAAGAUGUUUGGUCACAUAGAGGUUCGCUCAAACAACCAAGCCACAGUGAACAUGUUAAAUAGUUGCCUAAAUCUCAUAGAAGACCCUGACUACCAGACUAGAGUUGAGUUCAGUAAAGUUGUUCAGUUUUUGCUGGGAGACUCAAGCAGUGAAUCAGCUAGUGAAACUGACCAGUUAAUAGUCACUAAAUUAGCUGGCAUCAUGCAGAGUCAUGAUCAUGUGCAUCCACACCUACUUGAGACUGUUAUACUAACCUUAGGACAAUUAGGGAGAGUCGCAGAGGGUAAAUUACAGCUUGUGGUGUUGAUUAGUCUACUAAAGAGUAUGAUAUCAACACAGCCUUUCAUAGCAGCUGUUGCUCAUGAACAGCUGAGAGACCUGGCCAACCACAAACACGUCACACUUCAAGAUCUGUUUAAAAGGCAUAGGAAGAGCAUAUGCCAGUUUAUAGUUGAUAGCGUAUAUGACUCUGAGCCCAGCUCUGGCUCUGGAAAGGAGCCACUAGGUAUAUUACAUGAAGUUGCGAUACUGUUCAAUUAUGAUGAUGUGAAGACAUUUCUUCAGAGUACGGAGAUCUACAUGUUGCCCCCUCUGGUGAGCAAAGCCACCGCCAAGGCCAGUGCACUCAUAAAACUAAUCGCAUCACAGCUUGACAAGACUAAAAGACAAUGCCUGACGAGAAACACAGCUUACAUAUUUUCAUAUUUGCUGUGCUUCUGCCAAGGGAGGCCAGGACAGUAUGACAAGGCGCUCCAUUUUCUGAGACAAGAGACUGGAUUGGAGCUAGGGAGUCUGCUGAGAUUAGAUAUGCAGAAUGUUGAGAAUGAGUUAUUGUUGCAUCUCAGUGAUAACUACACACAGAUGUUUAAAGGGCUGUCCAUGGUGGCAUCGUAUGAUGAGCUGGAGUAUAAAGGACCUAAAGAUAUCAAAACCAAGGACCAAAUGGCAGCAUUUCUUCAACCACGACUUCUGGGAUUUCUGGCAUAUUUUGAUUCAAAAUUCCUUAACAAAACAAUUCCAUGGGAAGAAAAACUGAUGGCCCUGGAGAGUUUGAUAUCAUUAAUGAAAAUGAUGGGUGCUCACUACAUCACCCCUGUUAGAGUUAAGCUCAUGGCAACAUUAAAGAUAGUACUCAGAUUCAAAGAGAAGGCAUUCCCAAGUGUUUGCUGUAGAGCCUGGGAGUGCUUUGUAAAGAGUUUGGAUAUGGCAUCUCUUGGCCCCAUGCUAUCUCAGAUAAUAGUCAUCCUCUUACCUCUAUUCAACCAACUGCCGAACCAAGUGGCGGAGAUAUUCAGGUUCCUCAUUGUGAAGAAUCGUGUCCAGUUAGAGCCUCAUUUUCAUGAGCUGUACUUCAUGCCGGAGAGUCGAGAGUUAGCAGACAUUAAUGAGGUGUUGGCGAAAUUUACAGCAGGACACUCAAAACGAGCUAGUCUACAGAUUCAGAUAUCCCACUUACUGAAUGGUGUCAGUCAUGAGAGCUUGGAUGUGCGUUUAAGAGCGCUCAAAAAAUUACGCCAGCUCCUGCACACUCACCAGGUGGAGCUGCAUUACAUGGUGAUGGGGAAAGAGACAUCAGAUCCUGUAAUAUCGCAACUUGUGUCAGCUUUGCUAUCUGGAUGCAGGGAGUCUGAUCCUACUGCUAGAAAUCUUGUGGGGGAAUGUCUUGGUGAACUAGGGGCAGUUGAUCCAGGAAGAUUGGAUUUAAAUGUCAAUGAUGAUAACAAAGAUAUGGCCAAAUUCCAUGCAGAUGUCAAUGAUGACAACUAUGGGUAUGAUCUCAUCAAUGAACUUGUCAGAGCCUUCCUUGCUGCAGAAAACACAGAGACACAGGAUUGUUCCGCCUACGCUCUCCAAGAAAUUGCCAGUGUGUAUGGUAUUUCUAACACAGCUGGAAACCACACAGCUGGCAAGAAGCUUUGGUUGAGGUUCCCUGGCCAUAUACAGGAGAUUCUGGUUCCUCUGUUACAUUCAAAGUAUAAGGUGACAAGCAGUGAGAACUGGUCUCAGGUACCCAAGGUCAUCUAUGGCAGCCAUAAAGGCAAAUAUUUUGAGAAAUGGAUCUCAACAUGGACUGGAUACCUCAUAACAAUGGUUAAAGAUACAAAAGCUUCAAUGAUCUUCAAGUCAUGUUCAGUUGUCGUAAAACACGAUCAUAACACUGCGUUGUAUCUGCUUCCAAAUAUAAUAGUGCAGGCAUUAAUAGAUGGCACAGCUAAUCAGACUCAACAGAUAUCCAAUGAAGUCUUAGCUGUAUUGAACGAUGUCAAACAACCAGACACGCAACAAGGAAUGGCGUCUGAUUUCCGUCAUCUUGCUGCACAGACUAUUUUUUCCAUAUUAGGAAUGGUUGUUAAAUGGCAGCGUCACCGCAUACAGUACCUGAGUGCCAUUGCUGCUCAGCACAAAAACAGAUCAGGGAAUAAUCAUGAGAAUGACGGCAAAUAUAAAGCAGUGAAACAAUUCAUCGAUAAGAUACCAUUGGAUAUUCUUGCCUCCGCCUCGUUCAACUGCCAGGCAUAUACGCGAUCUUUGAUGUACUUCGAACAAUUUAUCAAUAUGAAGAAGGAAAAUAUACACCAACAUUUGGAUUUCUUUCAGAAAUUGUAUAUAGCUAUGGAUGAGCCAGAUGGUGUUGCAAGUGUGAUUGCAAUAAGAGAGGAUCAACCAACCCUAACUGAACAGAUACUAGCUCAUGAAAGUAUUGGUCAACUAAGAGAUGCCUCUGCUUGCUAUGAGAGAGCCAUACAACAAGACAAUAACUGUAUAUCACAUUAUGAAGGUCUCAUAAAAUGUCAGAUGGAACUUGGCCAAUUUGAGACAGCGGCAUGCCAGGUAGAUGGAAUUCUCACAAAAAAACCAGAAUGGCAUGGGACAAUGAACUCAUACCGAGUCGAGGCAGCCUGGAAAUUAGGUCAAUGGGACAACUUAAGAACACACCUGGAUCAAGAAAGAGGGAAGAGAACUUGGGCUGUUGGCAUUGGCAACACACUUAUGUUAGCAAAGGAUAGGGAUGAAGAGGGCUUUCUUCAGCAGUUGCAGAUUGUUCGCAGUGAGCUUAUGGGGCCCUUAUCGGCUGCUAGUAUGGAGAAGGGUUCCUAUCAGAGAGGAUAUGAAUAUAUUGUGAGGCUUCACAUGCUUAAUGAGUUAGAGCAGGGGGUGCGUGAGCUGCUACAUUUCCCCACUAGAGGGCCACAGGAACGCAGCGGACUCGCUAAGCUAAUUGAACUCUGGGAUUCUAGGCUUUCUUUGACACAGGCCUCAUUCAGAAUGAAAGAACCAAUAUUAAACCUCAGGAGAACGUUAUUUAGUCUGGCAGAGGGCAACACUGAUGUCGAUCUUCAUACAGAGAUCGGCAAAAGCUGGCUGAGGAGCGCGAAAGUUGCUAGAAAGGUGGGCCACCUUCAGACAGCCUUCAGUUUCCUGUUGAAUGGAUCAUCCUACCAUCUUCCAGAGCUGUUUGUUGAAAGAGCUAAAUGGUUCUGGGCUAAGAAUGAUCAUGACCUUGCCCAGACAUGCAUAGAGAAAGGCCUACAGGAGUUCUACCCUGACUGUACAUUCAAGGACAAUGCUCUGAGGAGAGACACAACCGAAAAGGGACUUCUCAGAAGGAUUGAAUGCGCAAAGGCCUUGCUCCUGUGGGGAAUGUACAGUGAGGAGACCUCAAGCAUUGAAAGCAAUGAAAUCGUGAAACGAUACAGAGACGUCAUAGAUAUGAAUCCAACUUGGGAAGAUGGACACUUUUACCUUGCCAAAUAUUACGAUAAAAUCAUGGUUCAUUUGACUAACAGUGAUCGACCAGAUAGACAAAGAUCAAUCUUGGAGCCGAUCAUAGAGAAUUAUGGGAAGGCUCUAAGAAACGGAAGCCAGUACAUCUACCAGACCAUGCCACGCAUGCUUACAAUCUGGCUCGAGUAUGGCUCUAAGAUGGUAGAGAGUGAAUCAAAACAAAACAAAAAUGAAACUGCCAUUGGACAACAGAGGUUUACACUACAGACCAUGAAUGAGUCUAUUGCAAAGUUAGGGAAUGAGCUCCCACCUUACACUUUCCUGACGGCUUUUCCUCAGCUUAUAUCUCGAAUAUGUCACCCUCAUAAUAUGGUCUUCCAAGUGCUGAGCGAACUAAUAAGCAAUAUGAUGCACAACUACCCUCAACAGGCUAUGUGGCUAAUGAUGGCUGUCUCUAAGUCCUCGUACAAGAUUAGACAGUCCAGAUGCCACACAAUAAUUGCAAAAGCAAGGCAAAAGGACAAAUCACUGAACAAGUUCAUACACGAUGCAAUAAAACUUGCUGAUAGGCUACUGGAUUUAUGUAACAGGCACGUCGAGUCAGGACAGAAUGUGUUUAGCAUAAGCCAGCAUUUCAAGCCACUUCAACGUCUCAUGGAUGAUGUUGAUUUCAGCAAGAUUAUCAUCCCACUCCAGACAAUGAUGAAUGUAACACUACCAACUACAUCUGGACCACAUAGUGAGCAUGACCCAUUCCCAAUAGAACAGACAAUGAUGAAUGUAACACUACCAACUACAUCCGGACCACAUAGUGAGCAUGACCCAUUCCCAAUGGAACAGGUCUACAUUGAUGGCUUUGACGACACUGUAGAAGUGUUGCCAUCACUACAGAAACCUAAGAAGAUAACAAUGAAAGGAAGCGAUGGGAAGCGGUACGUCAUGAUGUGCAAGCCAAAGGAUGACCUUCGUAAAGAUUGCCGCUUGAUGGAGUUCAACAGUAUCGUCAAUAAAUGUCUGAGAAAGGACCCAGAGAGCCGAAAACGACAACUCCAUAUUAGGACAUAUAUGGUUGUUCCGCUUAAUGAGGAAUGUGGUCUGAUUGAGUGGGUUGACAACUGCCACGGCCUGCGCAACAUACUCAUUAAGAUAUACAAGGACAAGAAAAUAUAUAUGACUGGCAGUGAGUUGAAACAAUGUAGGCUGCAAAUUACAGCCACGCUCGAGGAAAAAAUGCGGGUAUAUAAAACCAAGCUACUACCUCGUCAUCCUCCUGUAUUUAAGGAGUGGUUCCUGAAAACCUUCCCAGAUCCAACAUCAUGGUAUAUGGCACGUCAGUCUUAUGCCAGAACAACUGCGGUCAUGAGCAUGGUUGGCUACAUCCUGGGACUUGGUGAUCGUCAUGGUGAGAACAUUCUGUUUGAUUCAACAAACGGCGAUGUUGUACAUGUCGACUUCAACUGCCUGUUUAACAAAGGCGACACCUUUGACUGGCCAGAAUUGGUACCGUUUAGACUGACACGCAACAUGGUUGAUGCAAUGGGACCAAUGGGAUAUGAGGGCUUGUUUAGGAGGGCUUGCGAGGUGACCAUGCGUGUAAUGCGAGACCAAAUGGAUCCUUUAAUGAGUGUGUUGAAAACCUUUAUAUUUGACCCUCUUGUCGAGUGGGCAGGUAAACCCACAAAGGGACGUUCAAAUUCUUCAGAAACUGGAGAAAUCAAGAAUGAUCAGGCUCAGAUGAAUGUUCAAAACAUUGAAUGUCGUAUGAAAGGGGAGCUCAAAGCAAAUAAGCACAAAAGGAGUAGAGGCCUUCCCUUAUCAAUUGAAGGCCAUGUAAACCAUCUUAUAAAGGAGUCUACCAAGGAUGAAAACCUGUGUGCCAUGUACAUUGGUUGGGCUGCAUAUAUGUGAACCAAAAUUUUCGACUUGUAGAUUGGUACUAAGUGACAUUUUGUAAAUAAGAG